AUGAUUUCUACGAAAUUUGAUGAGGAAAAUAAACUUGUCUCAUUUGAAUACCAAAGCAAGCUAAAGGGUGCUGAUAAUAAUAUUCUGAGCUGUACUUUUGAAUAAUUCGAUUAGUUUGAUAUUGCCAGCUAGUUUUUGGUUGUGAUCUGCGGAGAAAAUCCUACCUACCUAAAUGUCAGAAAAGAUAUUACAGAUGCAAAGUACCUUCAACUCCAAUAAAAUUAAAGUUCCAUCCAAUCUAUAGAUCAGCUACUAUAAAAGGAGUUGAAUUUAAUAGCAUUGGUAAACUAAAAAUACAGAAAAUCUUCAAAAUCAUGGUCGUACCGAUAUUCAAUAUUCUCAAAAUUAUCUGACAUCAUACAAAAAGCAUCUCUUGCAAUUGAGUUGAUAAAAAAAGAAGUCAAUUUUUGUAAUCAUUGCAACAUUUAUGAACCUAGAAAUUAUUACAUAUGGACCUAUAGAUUAUAAAUAAUUGCUCUCGCCUGGAAUACAUUGAGUAGCAGUAUGUUUAAAAAGUUGGUAUAAGAAGAAAUUUUCAGCAUAAAUGAGCACUUGAAGAAAUAACCAAAAGACUCAAGUGCUUAGCAUUAUGUAGAUUAGAUUAAAAGUGAUUAUAAUUAAGAUUGA
Molecule: messenger RNA, 627 nt
Organism: Stylonychia lemnae
Lineage: Eukaryota; Ciliophora; Spirotrichea; Sporadotrichida; Oxytrichidae
Source: the annotation of a GenBank genome assembly